Dicrocoelium dendriticum is the source of this 3192-nucleotide messenger RNA. The record is from the annotation of a GenBank genome assembly. Lineage: Eukaryota; Metazoa; Platyhelminthes; Trematoda; Plagiorchiida; Dicrocoeliidae.
GGUCAUCAGGCGAACCUGCGCCAGGAGUUUACGUGCUCGUCCAAAGCACCGAUGGGCUAAUGCCUGGAGAUCGGGUGUUUCGCAGGAUUAAAGAUUCGGAUAUAUAUUCACAUGAAAUGUCUACAUCGCAGACACAAAUCAACAGAUCAGACUAACAGGCUGUACUCAGCGCCGUGCUUCCGAACAGUGCAUCCAAAAUUGUUAUACGUCAAAACCAACCGUCUGCUGUCACUGUCAAGCAUGACUCACCAUCAGUGGAGUCUGCCGCCGCUCACUCACGUCUGUUUUCUCUCCACACAUAUAAACACACACGGCUACAGGAUAAAGUAUGCUGACAACAAAUCGAUCGGAAUUGUUCCAGUCCGAUGUCAAUCAAAUCGAGGACAAGGGGAAAUCGUACCUUCAUUCACUCAGCGCUUGUAUUCACUGUAUCUGUGUGAACCAGGACUGGAAGUCUUAAAUGAAGGUAUUCACGCCUGCGACUUCAAAAGGCUCUACUAUUUUUUGAAUCAGUAUGAUGUUCCAGUUGAGCUUUAUGCUCUACCUGAGUUUUAUCUUCGACAAACUACACUCUUCAUUCUCCCAAUUAGUGCAACCCGGUUUAUGUGAUACGCGCUGUCAUUGUCCUCCUGGGGAAGCUGUGGUCGACUGUAACCGACAGGACAGAUUACAAGGCGUACCCACUAAUAUACCCCUCGGUGUGCUCAAAUUGUACAUACAGGAUGGUGAUUUCCCGUCGCCAAGCUACCUCACCCGCGCAAAUAUGACAGGUCUGGAGCAAAUUGAAUAUCUGAGUAUAAUCUACUGCAACUUGCAGGCCAUUGAUAGUAAAACGUUUCUGGGAAUGACCAGACUCAAGCAGCUAGAUUUGUCACGCAAUGCAAUUCGUCGACUGGAUAUGUACACGUUUUUUGGUCUGCAACUGGUCAAUCUAUACUUACAGGAACAGCACAAUCUGACCGAGUCUGGGCUCUACAUUGCUUCCGACGCCUUUGACGGAUUGACUGCUGAGCAAAUCAAUUUGCGUGGUAACCAACUAACAUCUCUUCGAUUUAGUAUAUUUUCCAGAGUGAACAAUUUGCACCGACUAAUCCUAUCGGAUAAUCGCAUCACGCAACUGGACGAAGAGUUUUCCAAACAUUUCAACGGACAGUCUUAUCUGUUAGAUCUAACUGGAAAUCCCUUAGAGUGUAACUGUCGUCUUGCUUGGAUAGCAGCUUGGAGUGCUGACUGGGCCAAAAGCUUACCCGGGUUAAACAUGACGUGUGUUUAUAUUCCCAACCUACCCGGUCCUGACGAAAAACGUAAGCAAGUCGUAUUAGAAUUACAUCGACUCACAGCAGAGCAUCUCUGCCCAAGAUCACGUAUUCAGCACAUUGAAGUGAGCAUUUCUGACUUAGCAAGAAGGGCAAUUCUAGAAUGCACGGCAAUAGCCGCUCCGCGUAUAGCGUAUCCAAAGAAUACCAUUUCAGGAAGUUUAUUUACUUCAGAUUUACUUAACCGGGCUCCUCCAGAGGUUGCAUGGCAAUAUGUAGAAGGAGGCCACUUACGAGAAGUCAGACGUCUUCCAAUUGAAAAUGUUUUGUUCACAGGUUCCUCUGUAAAAGACAAUAAUUCAGGUCUGAAUAAUGCAUCAUCCACCGUACGGCUGAAUAUAUCCAUAAGCGAUGAUCCUCGCCAGUAUAAAUGCAUCACCCGUAACGAGCUGAUGGAUCCAGAAGAGGUGGUCAUAACACUCAGAGGUCCAUCAAAAAUCGCUUUGCUGAAUAAUGCGGGGAAAAUAUCUGAAGACUUCGUGCAUACAAAGUACGCUAAAAGUGUUGAUCGUAUUGGCAUAAAGAGUGAGCUUCAACAAACGGAUUUAGAUUUGACUGAACCGCACUAUCUGCUUCACCCUCAAUUCUCCCUUAUGCAAAUGGCUUUGGCAGUUGUAGGUACAUUUUUAAUAACCGCUAUUUUAUUGUUAUUCGGAGCACGAUGCUUCACUCGUUGCCAUUCACCGAACCUACUCCGUUUAUCAUCCGUUGCCAGUUCCAUAGACACUUCAGAUGCCAAGGUUGUGUAUCAAUCAGGCACUGUAACGCAUGUUGGGGGGAAAACUGUGGACAAGGCAUAUAAUCCAACAAAGCAGAAUGGAUCACAGACCAUACCGAAAUGCAGCAGCCAGGUGGCGAUGCAUCACACCCGAAACACUCACAACUGGCCUCAAGUUUUACUGUCUAGAAUUGAUGGUCCAGUUCCCAUGUCACCACAGUUUACUCACUUGGCCAACUUACCAAACCCAUAUUUUCAGUGUGCGAUGCUAACAAACACACAGCCCUCCUCCAACUCAGAAGCAGACGAUCUACACACAAGCCUGGCGCAUCUAGUUUCCACACCACUUCUUCCUACUAGUAGUACUCUCCGAGCUAAUUUAACCCCAGAAGGCGCUCUUUCUCCUUAUCCGCAAAAAAACCGCGCUGGUCAACAAACUCAAGUAACGUACUGGCCUUCAGUGACUUCCGGUUCUCCUUAUUCCGUGGCUGGAAGCCACGAGUACGAUAUUCCAAGAAUAUUAGAAAUGCCUCCAUACUCAAUGGUCAUUUCAUCCAGCACGCCCAAACAUUUCGAAGCGUCAAAUCAAACAGAUAUGUGCAAUUCUAUAAGUCAUCUGAGCUAACUUGUAGAAACUGUCCAUGCUUCAGGUCUUUCAACACGCCAUCCCCUAUCAUUUGACAAAUCGAAUCACUUGCCAUGUUUCACAAGAAACAGAAUUGUAAACACCAAAUGCUCAUCAAAGAGUUCAUUUUGUGAUAUCAGUUAUGAUGCUUCGAAACAGUUGCUGUUGUUUCUUCAUGGGGUACUUUCCACGAAACGGUGUCUCAAUGUUUCAAUGAGGAUAUGACGCAAUUUAUAUUGACACUCCAGGAUGACUCUGAGUAUAAAGAUGUUUGCUACAAUUGUAACCAAGCUGGUUCUUGUAACCGAGUUACCUCAUACUUGGUAGCCCAAUCGCGAGUCGCUGGUUUUAGUUGCAAGUCAUCGAAUUCAUCAGUGUGGUACUGUAUGAUCGAAAACACCUAUGGUGUUUCCUUUGAGGUCAGUGUUCACUUUUUCCAGCUUAUCAUUCAGGUUCCGUUUCGAACCGUCCAAUUAUAAGUAGUUAACUGGUUUUAUGAAAGCUCACUUCUGAAAUAAAUACCUACUUAAUUA